Messenger RNA from Lethenteron reissneri (Far Eastern brook lamprey), 3558 nucleotides. RefSeq names its product serine protease 23-like. Lineage: Eukaryota; Metazoa; Chordata; Hyperoartia; Petromyzontiformes; Petromyzontidae. The record is from RefSeq and is a predicted model, not a curated record. Gene Ontology annotation, molecular function: serine-type endopeptidase activity. Gene Ontology annotation, biological process: proteolysis.
AGCCGCUGCUGCUGCUGCUGCCGCGUAUAAAAGUGUGGCGGUGUUGGUUGGCGGUUUGCGGAGACUUUGGCGAUAUCAACAGCACCUCGAGAUUGCGAUUUAGAGGACAGAGCCCGGGCGUUGGAGACUGCUCCCACCACCGCCUCCUCCUCCUCGUUCCUCCUCCUCCUGUUCCACACCGCCCCCCCCUCCACCACUCCACUCCACUCCCGUCGGCUAUUCAUUGCAGCUCUCAUUCUCUCGGGCGGAGGCCAGAGAUAGGAGAGGCAGAGGAGUGGAGAGAGAGAGGAGGGGGAGAGAGCGAACGUAGACCACAGAUUCAACGCAACUUUAGUGAGACACACAGGGAGGAGUGGAGAGAGAGACAGGGGAGAGAUACAACGUAGACCACAUAUUCAACACGACUUUAGUGAGACACACACAGAGAGAGACAGGGGAGAGAUACAACGUAGACCACAGAUUCAACACAACUUUAGUGAGACACACAGAGAAAGAGAGAGAGAGAGAAGAUAUUUUAAAAAAAAUAUUUUUUCGUCGUUCUUGGCUUCAGCCGCGGGGUUGACGUUGCCGAGAUGAUCGGCUGUCGGUGCGUGAAGAGGAAGCGAGGGGAGUUCGCCCGUUAGGAGGAGGAGUGGGGGGGGGGUUCCGACUCGUCUAGCGGUCGUGACGGGCACCGCUGCUGUCAUCAGCAGUUUGGGUGGUGGGUGGUGGUGGUGGGGGGGGUCCCUGCGUCGUUUGGUGCUCAGCGAGGAGCGACACCGGCAAGAGUCACGAGUCACGACGCGGAUCCAUCCAGCUGACGGCACCGGGAAAAAUCGGAGGACCCGGUUCGAAACAUCCACGUGACCACGGGGAGAACACACGGACGUUCGAUAUGCAGGCGUCAGGGUAGGGAUCGAACCGACGACCUCCUGUGUACCAAGCGAGGGUUGCCGGGCUCACUCUCCGUGAUCGUGUGAGGAGCUCGGUAAGCCGGGACAGGCUCCGAGUCGAGCGACCGGAGCGAGUUCAGGUGGUCCGGUCCACCAGCGCCACGAUGGAGCCUCGUGACAGCCACGGACGCGCUCCGGCACAACAAAGACGAGACACGCCACAUCACCACCAUCACCACCAUCACCAUCGCCUACUGCCGCUGCUUCUCGUUCUCCUCGUCGCCCUCUGGGUGUGCCCCACCCCGAGCCGCGCCGAUAUCUUCUGGCACAAGACGCGCGUUCCGCUGGUGCGAGACCUGCGGGUCGUGCCGCUUGAUCCGUCGGACUUCGGAGCUCCAGCCACGCCGCGUGCCGCCUGCGGCCCCGUGGCCUCCCUGGCGUGCCGCCCCCCCUCGCCCUGGUGGCAGCAACACCCCGCCGGGCCCGCCGGUGGUGACGGUGGUGGCGCUGUGGAUGUCGACUUUCUGCAGCAGCUGCAAGAGCAGUUGUCGUACGAGACGGUCUACGACAACGGCACCCGCACGCUCACCCAGGUGGCCAUCGACGGCCUCGACACCCGCGGCCCGGCCCCGCGUCCACCCCGCCGCCGUCCCCGCCGCCAGAUCUACGGCACGGACGGACGCUUCACCAUCGCGGCGGACGGCUUCGCCCAGCGGCACCCCUUCUCGGCGGCGGUGCGCCUCUCCACGGGCUGCACGGGCGUGCUGGUGUCGGACCGCCACGUGCUCACGGCCGCGCACUGCGUGCACGACGGCCGCGACUACGUCAAGGGGGCACGUCGGUUGCGCGUCGGCUUCCUCAAGCGGCGCUCGGCGGGGCCGGACGAACGGCGUGGAGGCGGCGGGGGCGGCCGCGGCGGAGGCCGGGAGAAAAAGGGGAAGACCGGCGGCCGCGGCGGGGAAGGCCGCCCCGACCGCUCGCGGCGGCAGCAGCAGCCACUCGACAAGGCGAGCUUCAGGUGGUCGCGCGUGCGUCGCACGCACCUACCCAAGGGUUGGAUCCGCCCGGCGCAGUCGCAGUCGCCCGGCGGUAACGUCGCGGGCGCCGGCAUGGACUACGACUACGCGGUGGUCGAGUUGAGGCGCCCGCACGACCGUCGCUUCAUGGAGUUGGGCGUGAGCCCCCCGGCGGGUCGGUUGCCCGCCGGACGACGCCUCCACUUUUCGGGCUUCGACGACGACCGUCCGGCGAGCCUCGUGUACCGCUUCUGCGCCGUGGCGGAGGAAAGCGCUGAGUUGACGUACCAGCGGUGCGACGCGCGACCAGGAUCGAGCGGCUCGGGCGUGUACCUGCGUCUGCGCGAUGCCGCUAAGCGUCGCUGGACCCGCAAGGUUGUUGGGGUGUUCUCGGGCCACCAGUGGGUGGAAGUGGGGGGCGAGGCGGGCGAGGCGAUGGCCCAAGACUUCAACGUGGCCGUGAGGAUCACGGCGCUCAAGUUUGCGCAGAUUUGCUACUGGGUGAAGGGGAACUACGCCGACUGUAGGGAUGGUUGAUUGGUGGUGGGGCGGUGGGUGGUGGUGGGCGAUGAUGGUGAUGAUGAUGGUGAUGAUGAUGGUGAUGAUGAUGGUGAUGAUGGGCAUGGUGAUGAUGAUGGUGAUGAUGGGCAUGGUAAUGAUGAUGGUGAUGAUGAUGGUGAUGAUGGACAUGGUAAUGAUGAUGGUGAUGAUGAGGGUGAUAAUGAUGGUGAUGAUGAUGGUGAUGAUGGACAUGGUAAUGAUGAUGGUGAUGAUGAGGGUGAUGAUGGGCGAUGAUGAUGCGCGAUGAUAAUGAUGGCCGAUGAUGGUGAUGAUGAUGAUGGUGAUAAUGGGCAUGCUAAUGAUGAUGGUGAUGAUGAUGGUGAUGAUGGGCAUGGUAAUGAUGAUGGUGAUGAUGGGCAUGGUGAUGAUGGUGAUGAUGAUGGUGAUGAUGAUGAUGGUGAUGAUGAGGGUGAUGAUGGGCGAUGAUGAUGCGCGAUGAUAAUGAUGGCCGAUGAUGGUGAUGAUGAUGGUGAUGAUGGUGAUAAUGGGCAUGCUAAUGAUGAUGGGCAUGAUGAUGAUGAUGGUGAGCGAUGAUGAUGAUGGGCGAUGAUGAUGAUGGGCGAUGAUGAUGGACAAUGAUAAUGAUGGACGACGAUGAUGAUGAUAAUGGGCGAUGAUGAUGGGCUAUGGUUAUGGGCGUUGAGGAUAAUGACGAUGGCCGAUGAAGAGGAUGAUGAUGAUGAUGGGUGAGAGCCGAUGGCACAGGUAUCGAGAUUGGCCGCCCUGGAAUUUUUUAAAAUGUUUAAUUAAUCACUGAUGAGUACUAAGAGGUCGAGGAGAGGCUGCUGUCUCUGUGUGCGACGAAUCGGUGGCGGAGGUCAAGUUGCAGGUCGACUACGAGGUCGACUUGCAGGUUGACUACCAGGUCGACUACGAGGUCGACUUGCAGGUUGACUACGAGGUCAACUUGCAGGUCGACUUGCAGGUCGACUGCGAGGUCGACUACGAGGUCGACUACGAGGUCGACUACGAGGUCGACUACCAGGUCGACUUGCAGGUCGACUGCGAGGUUGACUACAAGGUCGACUACGAGGUCGACUUGCAGGUCGACUACCAGGUCGACUUGCAGGUCGACUACGAGGUCGACUACAAGGUCGACUUGCAGGUCG